AUGGAGAGGGUGAAGAAGGCGAAGAAGAAGAAGGUGAAGAAAAAGAAGAAGAAGAAGGCGAAGAAGAAGGUGAAGAAGAAGGUGAAGUUGAAGAAGAAGGAGGUGAAGAAGAAGGUGAAGAAGAAGAAGGAGGUGAAGAAGAAGGUGAAGAAGAAGAAGUUGAAGAAGAAGGUGAAGAAGAAGGUGAAGAAGAAGGCGAAGAAGAAGUUGAAGAAUAAGAGGUUGAAGAAGAAGAAGAUGAAGAAGAAGAAGUUGAAGAAGACGAAGAAGUUGAAGAAGAAGUUGAAGAAGAAGGUGAAGAAGAAGUUGAAGAAGAAGGCGAAGAAGAAGUUGAAGAAUAAGAGGUUGAAGAAGAAGAAGUUGAAGAAGACGAAGAAGUUGAAGAAGAAGUUGAAGAAGAAGGUGAAGUUGAAGAAAAAGGGGGUGAAGAAGAAGGUGAAGAAGUUGAAGAAGGUGAAGAAGAAGGUGAAGAAGAAGUUGAAGAAGAAGGUGAAGAAGAAGGUGAAGAAGAAGGCGAAGAAGUUGAAGAAGAAGGCGAAGAAGAAGGCGAAGAAGGCGAAGAAGAAGGCGAAGAAGGCGAAGAAGAAGACGAAGAAGGCGAAGAAGUUGAAGAAGAAGGCGAAGAAGAAGGCGAAGAAGAAGACGAAGAAGGCGAAGAAGAAGAGGUUGAAGAAGAAGAAGACGAAGAAGAAGAAGUUGAAGAAGACAAAGUUGAAGAAGAAGUUGAAGAAGAAGAAGGUGAAAAAGUUGAAGAAGGCAAAGAAGAAGAAGGUGAAGAAGACAAAGAAGAAGAAGUUGAAGAAGAAGGCAAAGAACAAGGUGAAGAAGAAGGUGAAGAAAAAGUUGAAGAAGAAGUUAAAGAAGAAGAAGUUGAAGAAGAAGAAGAAGGUGAAGAAGAAUGUGAUGUCCCUUCCAUUGAUAACAUGGACAAAGCUUCUGUCUUUACUGUGA
Messenger RNA from Knipowitschia caucasica, 951 nucleotides. Lineage: Eukaryota; Metazoa; Chordata; Actinopteri; Gobiiformes; Gobiidae. The record is from the annotation of a GenBank genome assembly.